Molecule: messenger RNA, 8007 nt
Organism: Brassicogethes aeneus
Lineage: Eukaryota; Metazoa; Arthropoda; Insecta; Coleoptera; Nitidulidae
Source: the annotation of a GenBank genome assembly
GUCAAGAAUUGUCAACAAUUGUUCCAUUUGUUGUUAGAACUUGUUAAUAAUAAUAAUUGUUAUGAAAUUUGUUAAGUGUGGAUUUAUAGUUAUAGUAUUGUUAAUAUAGAAUUUAAAAUGUUGGAUUCUUCCCCAGAGGACGAGGACUUUCCUGGUCGCCUUUUGCAUCAGUCAGCUUUGUGGGAUAACACAGAACUUUUAGAGGAUCUCCUAGCUGGCGGUCAGCAAGCAUUUAUUAAUUCUCAGGAUAGCUGGGGUAGAACUCCUUUACAUGCUGCAGCAAUAACAGAAAAUUCUAGAUGUCUAGAAAUUCUAUUAAAUGCAGGGGCUGAUCCAAACAUACAUUGUGGCCCUCGAGGAGACAAUAAGACCCCUUUGCAUUUAAGUUCAGAGCAUGGACAUGGCAGCAACAUACAGAUAUUAUUGGAAAACAAUGCAAAUAUACUAAUGAGAGAUUCCAAUGGUAUGACUGCUUCAGAUUUGGCUGAUAAAUGUGGACAUAUCAAAUCUGUUGAGAUCCUUAAAAAAGCUGCCAAUGAAAAAGAGAAAGCCAGACUGGAUCUUCACGCAGCCAUCCGGGAUGCUUGUAGCCACGGUGACGCGAAUUCUGCACAGCAACUUAUUUCCUCCCUAGGUGACGAUGCUGAACUCAUCGUUAAUAUGGCACCCAGUGGUGCUAAUACACUAUUGUUUACUGCUUGCCAGGUAGGCAAUAAAGAUAUUGUGAAAUUGUUGCUGGACUACGGCGCUGAUGGUAGAUGCCAUUCAGUAACCAAAUACUCGCCAUUAUACAUUGCUUGCUACCAUGGACACCAGGAAAUUGUCGAAUUAUUGCUAAUGAAAUUUCCCGAGUUAGUUCAACAACACACUGUAGAGCGAUGGCUUCCCAUACACGCGUGUUGCAUCAACGGACACGUUGUCGUAUUAGAGCUGCUUUUUUAUUUUCCUUACCCGUCCCACAUUCUACGAAAAUUCAGGGACACUACAGAGCAAUGGGAGUACCAUAUGCCCUUCGAUAUAAACGAACGCGACGCAACCGGACAAAACAUACUGUAUGUGGCUAGCCUGUUGGGAAACAAAAAACUCGUUGAUGUAAUAUUAAAAUUUAGAGUUAAAGCUACUCGGAUAGAACCUGGAGGCGAUAUGACACCAACUUCUGAAAGUAAUCUAGUUAUAAGUCCGGUAAGAAGACGAAUUUCGGAUGGCAUACAGUCUAUUAUGUCGAAAUUUAGUUUUACGAAAGAUGCCGAAACCGAGAACGAUCCCAAUACCACGGUUAUAUGUCCAUUACAUAUUGAUAUAUACUGCAAUAAUAAUACAGAAACUGCUCUACAUGCAGCAGUAAAAGGAAAGAAUUAUGACAUUAUUUUCGCUCUAUUAAAGUCGGGCGCAAACGCCAAUACUGUGAUAAAGGCUUACCACGACAUAAAUGAUAGUUUGGCUAAUUGUUCUGUUGAAGAGGAUUUAAACUACUGCCAGUCCAGUGGAUUAGUCGAAGCUUGUAAAAACCGCGAUGUACCAGUGGUGGAUUUAUUGUUAAAACAUGGCGCCCGAGACGACGACUGUAAAGCACUGGCCUUUGCUGUGGAAAAUAAAGACGAAACACUUAUUCCAAAGUUAUUGUCUAUUAAGGCGCACCCAGAUCCGGAAUACAAAAUAAACAAAAAGGCAAUGACUGAAAACGUGAACUCCUCCCAAUUCACAAUUUUCUCAAACGUUACCAACUUAACUUACAGUACUUUGUUUCCCAACACACCCACAAUGAUUAACUGGCAUAAUCAAAAAUGUAACCUGAAUCAAAUUAAAACGCAGUGGCUCACUGAUGCAGCUCUCAAUUUAAACCCUAAAUUAAAGCAAAAUCCUAGGAGCUACGACAUAGCUUUGUAUGCAAUAACUCGCUUGGAUAUAUCCAACAAUAACUUAACCUCCGUACCUUUAACAGUGUUUCAACUGUACAGUUUGAAAUAUUUAAACAUGGCGCAAAAUAAAAUAAACAAACUCCCGUUGCCAGUUGCAAGUCCGACGAAGAAAAACCUAAGAAGACGGAGCAAAAGCGUGGAAGAUCCAAACUAUGCUUGUCCAGUUUUAGAGGAACUGUACAUUCAGGACAACAGGCUGGAUCAAAUUCCCGAAGCCAUUUUUAGGUUACCUGCGUUGGUUACCUUGGUUGUUUCGAAUAACAAGCUGCAAGAGCUGCCUUACAAUAUGUGGCUGGCUCCCAAGCUAAAGGAACUAAACGCGUCCUUUAAUCUAUUAAAAGACCUUCCCAGCGAAUUGGUCCUAAAAGAAGAAUUUGAUAGGCUUAGCGUCAGUUCAAGCGACAGUCAGUUAUCGAGUCACUCUGUAGAUCCAGAUACUGAAACAAAUAUGGUCGAUUUUGAAAUUGACUCAAAAUUACUUGGGUUAGACGAAGGAUUCCAGGCUGUUCGAUUUAAGAAAAAAGAACGUGAUUACAGACAAAUGGAAUUGAGUAAACAUCACAUAUGGAGUAAAAGCGUAGAAGUGACCGAACAAAUUUUACACAAUGACGAAUCCGUAUCGGAAAAAUCAUCCCAACUGUCCGCCCUAAACCUUGCCCACAACCUUUUUACCAGCAUACCCGUCGUACUGCCUUGUCUGGCCGUAAACCUCACCCGUUUGAACAUGGCUUUCAACACGCUGAGAUCCAUGUCGCAUAUUACCAGCUACCCGAGUUCUUUAAAACAGUUGGAUCUGAGCCACAAUCAAAUAUCCGUAUGGCCAAGUUUGCCGCAAGUUGAGGCUCAAGAUAAAAUGGAGCUGGCCAAUUUAAAUUGUUACUCUAAUAAUUUGGCCUCCAAAGGAAAACUCCCUGAAGCAGUUAGGAGACAAAAUAGGCAAUCCGUGCGCAAUACGGUCCUACAUUCUGUUUGUUCUCAUAGAAGGCAUUUAAAAUUGGACAAUUUACGUACUCUUAUUUUGGCUGAUAAUCAGCUUAAUCGCAUACAGCUUGCCACAGACGAUGAUGGUGACAUUAGCAGUACUGAAGAUGAAGACAUGGAAAAGAAUCCGGUGACAAACAAAGCUCGAUUAAUGUUUCCGAAUUUGUCGAUGUUGGAUGUUAGUAACAAUUUGCUUAAGGAGAUACCUUACAAUAUUUACGAGUUGGGAAAUUUGUCGGUGUUGAACAUUAGUGGAAAUUUAGACGUGAACGAACUGCCGCCGCAAAUGGGCCUGCUUUCGCGGCUGUGGAACCUAAACACACGCGGCUGCUCGUUACAGGACCCGCUUAAGUCGAUGAUCGACAGCAAAAAGUACAAAACGAUGGACAUAAUCGGCUACCUGAAAUCGGUGCUGGAGGAUGCGAGACCCUACGCGCGCAUGAAGCUGAUGAUCGUGGGUGUGCAGGGCAUCGGCAAGACCAGUCUGCUAGAACAACUCCGACAGGAGGGUGUCAGCAGAAGGCGACCAGAACAUUGGGCUAAAAGAAUGGGAAACAAAAAUAUAAACGUAAAAACCUCAAGAGGUACAAAUAUGUCGACAGUUGGUGUAGACAUAGGCGAUUGGAUGUAUGAGAAAAAACUUAAAUCACAAUCGCACGGCCCAGUAUUGUUUAGGACUUGGGAUUUUGGUGGCCAAAAAGAGUAUUAUGCAACUCAUCAGUAUUUCCUAUCCAAAAGAAGUUUAUAUUUGGUGGUGUGGAAGAUAACAGACGGCCACAGAGGAAUCAACGAAAUACUGCAGUGGCUUGUUAAUAUACAGGCUAGAGCGCCGAAUUCGCCAGUAAUCAUAGUCGGCACACAUUACGACCUAAUUCAAGAAUUCAGUCCAAACAUUUCCGAAGAAUAUCAACAAAUAAUUAGAGAUAGAUUUAUUAACAUAGUCGACGCGGAAAAAUGCGGCUUACCCAGGGUGUUGGACACUAUAGAAAUUAGUUGCAAAUCGAGACAUAACGUUAAGUUGCUUUGCAGCUUAAUAUACGACACAGUAUUUAGUCUGAGACCUCCGGGUAGUAAAGAAUUGUUAUUAGAACAAAAAGUACCCGCGACUUACUUGGCUUUAGAAGACAUAGUGAAUUACGUAGCUUUGGAAAGGAGAGCGAAUGGUUUAGAUCCAGUAUUAACAGCAGAUCAGUACAGAACCAUUGUGACGACAGAAAUGCAACAAAGGUACAACAAAACGUUCAGGGACUGGGCCGAGUUGCAUCAAGCAACACUAUUUUUACACGACAAUGGUGUCCUUUUACACUACGACGACGCCACUUUGAAAGAUUUAUAUUUUUUAGAUCCUCAGUGGUUGUGUGACAUGCUGGCGCACGUGGUUACUAUAAGGGAAAUUAACCCCUUCGCGCGCUGUGGGGUGAUGAAACUCGAUGAUCUAAAACACAUAUUUAAAGCCAGCAAUAUAGGUCACUUAGAUACAAGAGGUUACAUUGUAAAUCUAUUAAACAAAUUUGAAGUUGCUCUUACUUGGGACUCACGUACCUUACUGAUACCUUCGUUGCUGCCCUCGGAAGAAGACCUUCAGUUGGCUAUGAUGUAUCCAGGCCAAUACCCACCUCUCAUCAAAAUUAAAGUGCCAUUGCGUUCUCGUGGUUGGGCUGUAAGAAACAAAAAAAUUACCGUUUCGCCAAAAUCCGUCUUGUAUAGGGACAGUUCUCAGGGCAAAUUCCAAAUGAGUCUCCCUUCAACUUCCAAAACUAGUGAACCUCCUGAAGAAUUACCCCGUUAUCAAAUAAAAUGCCAACCUUCGGACAAAUUAAUAACUCGUUUACUUCUUAUGUCCUAUUUUCCUUCUGGAUUUUGGUCGCGAUUGAUGUCGCGCAUUCUGGCAGACGAUGCCAUAAUUGACAUUAUUCGUUCAUUCUUCGUGUUGCCCAAAGAGGUUGCCAACGAUGUUUACCUAAACAAAAUAUUGGACUUUAAGGCGGAAUGGAUAUUGUGGCAAACUGGCUUACAAUUAAAAUAUGGCAACAUUACUUUGUUCCGUAUGAGAGAGGUGUUACUAAACUCCUCUGCCCAAUACAGACAUUUAAAGUUUAGGCUUAAACAAGAUGGUGUAUGGUGUGACGUGGAUCUUCAAAGCACGUCAGUUCUUGAAAUACAUUUUCCAGUAGAAUCCCUCGUAGUAAAGCCAGCUUUUAAUGAUUCUAUGGACGCAGCAGAUCUUAAAAUUAAAGAUGAAUUAAUCAUAAACAGUACCUUAGAAUGUACCGCUCAGCUUCUAGCCAUGGCUGUUGACCAUAUUGAUAUCCUUUUAGAGGAUUGGUAUCCCACACUAGGUACAAGAUUUGUCCAUACUUCAGAGGGAAAAUUUUUAGUUACCAGGUUGGUUCCGUGUCCUCAGUGUCUGGCAAAAUCUUUAGAUUCGGAUCAAAGCUUAAACCCGAAUGAUUUUAAUCAAUCUAGAAAUUUGAUGGAGGAAAUGCAGCAAGCUGAGCAAGAUGGGGCAUAUAACAUGAGAGGAAUCAAUAUGGAGCUUCCUGAUAACCAUUAUCGAAUACGUAAAUCACAGGAGUCGUAUACUUCAGAAUGUGACAGUGGGGUGGGUCCAGAUUCUUCAGGUUCCAGUCGGAUGCCCUCUAUGGAAGGACACCCUGGAGUUCAAAAUGACAAUCCCAAUAUCCAAUCGAACAUUUCUUACUCGUGGAUGGUGGAAGAGUGCAUUUUAGCAGCCUAUGGAAGCAAAACUGUCAAUUGUCCGACUCAUGAUGACGUACCUUUGUCGCGAGUAGCUCCGGAUGCUAUAUUUUUGGAUUUGGGGGAACGGUAUAUAAUUAAACCUGAAAAUAUCAAAAAAGGUCGUCUUUUGGGUAGAGGGGCAUUUGGUUUCGUUUUCAAAGGCAGUUGCAAAAUGAGAGGUUCUAAUAACACAAUUGAUGUUGCAAUGAAAAUGCUGCAACCUGUUCAACCUGGUCCUAAUGCUAGUCAAUCUGCUGUCAUUGCAUAUAAGGCGGCUCAAGGCAAAUGGGAUAGAGACCCUUUGCAAUAUGCAUGUAAGGCGUACUGCACAGCUAGACAGGAACUAAACAUUCUUUUAUCAUUAAGGCAUCCAAAUAUUGUGCCUUUUGUUGGAGUUUGUACCAGUCCUUUAGCUCUGGUACUCGACUUGGCCCCACAAGGAGCCCUAGAUCUGGUGCUUAGGCAUUAUAGACGGUCGGGGGCCAAAGUAGGGCCCUAUACCUUACAAGCUAUUAUUUUACAGGUGGCAAAAGCUAUAGAAUACCUUCAUAGGCAGCACAUAAUUUAUAGAGACCUCAAGUCGGAAAAUGUUCUUGUUUGGGAAAUGCCUGCUCCGUUUGUGGAUCAUCCCGAUCAUACGGUUCACAUUAAAGUGGCCGAUUACGGCAUAAGUCGACUAACGUUACCGUCGGGAACAAAAGGUUUUGGUGGCACGGAAGGUUUCAUGGCACCUGAAAUAAUGAAGUACAAUGGAGAGGAAGAAUACACUGAAAAAGUGGAUUGCUUCUCAUUUGGCAUGUUUAUUUAUGAAUUGUUGACGCUUCAUCAACCUUUUGAGGGGCAUGAAUCUGUUAAAGAGUGUAUUUUAGAGGGAGGAAGACCACCAUUGACAUACAGGGAAACGUUGUACCCGAGUUAUUUCUUGGAUUUGAUGGUGCUGUGCUGGUCCCAGCAACCAAAAGACCGCCCAUCGGCCUCGCAGAUCGUCUCAAUAGCGAGCGCACCAGAGUUCACUCACUUGAGUGACGUGGUGUCUUUGAAGCAUCAAGCUCCUGUGGUGGCUUCCACCAGCGCCGCCCUUACCCACAUUACCGAAGACGGCCUGUCCGGCUCGGAGAUGUGGCUAAUGUGCGCUAACUCGCGCAUCGAUUUGCUUCUAGCGGCGGACCGCGGAUGGCUUCAGUACCAUACCAUGCCGCUUCCGAUAAGACCGACAGCUGCUUGCACUGUGGUCAACUCCAUUUGGAUUGGGGACUAUUCCGGAAACUUGCACGCCUACUCAUCUAGCGAUGGAUAUAAACUAUUUACUUACUCUCUGGAAUCGGAAUCAAACACCCAAGUAGAAGCUCUUCUGUACUUGCCAGCUUUAAAACGUGUCGCAUGUGCUUUAUCCAACGGCAGACUUUUUCUGCUCAACUCGGAAUUUUAUCCAUCGACUCCAACGGCAGCCGAAGGAUCAUUUGUGCUGACGGAAUUAGGUUCAAAUUCGACUAUCAACUGUUUGUGUGCUGCAUCUUCAGACACUUCAAAUGUUUGCGAACUCUGGUGCGGCGAGAAAAACGGUCAAAUUUCCAUUUUCACUAUUAAAGAUCAAGUGGUGGCUGGGAAAGAAGUUCUCAAUCAUUAUCAGCCCAUAAUCGAAAAAGUGGAUGUUAUGAAUAUGGUUGCUGUAGAUAAUUGUGUAUUCACUUACGUUCAUCCCGGUUGCAUUGUUUAUCAAUGGGAUCAAAAAUCCAGAACUAUAGUCAAUAAAUUAGACUGCUCAAAAUUAGUGCCCUGCUCUGAAAGCCUUAAAUCCAUUGCCAUUGAGGAGCAUCUGAGCCCAACCAAUUGUCAAGUUACAAGUUUGGUAAUAUUAAAUUCGGAUUUAUACAUAGGAACCACAUGGGGGUGUAUAAUUAUUGCAGAAAGAACAUCCCUUCGCCCAAUAACUAUAUUUAGGCCGUAUGAAGAGGAAGUUCGUGCUAUAGUUCCAUUGGCUCGUUGUAAAAAUACCAAUGGAAGUAAUGAUAACACUCCUUUAAUCGCCACGAUUGGCCGUGGCUAUAGAAAUUUGCUAUCUAGAUAUACCGACGUACCUGUUGCUAUUGGCACCCCAUUACCCAGCCCUAUGGGUAACAAUACUUUGAUAACAACUGGUAAACCAAACAUGUUUGUGCUUCUAUGGAGAGCAGAACACUGGAAUACCGAUUAAAUUUAUUUUUAAGUUUAAUUUUAUUUCAUUCCACACAACGUGAUAUUUUGUGAGAUUUUAUUUAUGUAUGUCCUUAUUUUGUUUGGUUUAAUAAUUUUAAUUUUACUGACUGGUUUUAAAGGACUGUGAUUUUUUCUUGUCAUUUAUUUUAAUUGUUGAUUAUAUUGAUUAUAU